Syngnathus typhle (broad-nosed pipefish) is the source of this 1539-nucleotide messenger RNA. It is a transcript of the gene ren, whose product is annotated as renin. The record is from RefSeq and is a predicted model, not a curated record. Lineage: Eukaryota; Metazoa; Chordata; Actinopteri; Syngnathiformes; Syngnathidae. The transcript is spliced from 9 exons. Bases 164 to 1354 code for a protein of 396 amino acids. Gene Ontology annotation, molecular function: aspartic-type endopeptidase activity. Gene Ontology annotation, biological process: angiotensin maturation.
AAGAAGAGAGCGCCGAUGGUAUAAAACAGGUGGCAGGAGCAUGCGAGUCUGCCAGAGCCUCGGCUUCCACCAUUGCGGGACGCACCAUUGAGAGAAAAAGGGGAUCUGAUUGUCUUCAAUCUUCUGUCUUUGAAAUUUGCCUUUCUGUCUGCAAGAAGCCGCCAUGGCAGUGUGGACAGUCUAUUGGGCAUGCUUGCUUGGCGUGUUAAUGGCAAUGAGCACGGGUCAUACUUUGAGAAGAAUAAGCCUGAAGAAGAUGCCGUCCAUCAGGGAGACGCUGCGGGAUAUGGGCGUUUCUCUGGAGCAGGUGUUGACUGAGCUAACACAGAUGAACGCGCAAGACUUCAGCAAUGGAACUGCUCCCACUCCUCUCACCAACUAUUUGGAUACACAGUACUAUGGAGAAAUCAGCAUCGGUUCUCCAGCUCAGAUAUUCAACGUGGUGUUCGACACGGGCUCGGCUAAUCUGUGGAUCCCUUCGCAAAGCUGCUCCCCUUUCUCCACGGCCUGCUUUACUCACAACAGGUAUGACGCCUCCAUGUCUCGCACCUACAUGGAAAAUGGAACGGGAUUUUCCAUCCAGUACGCCUCGGGGAACGUCCGGGGAUUCCUUAGUGAGGAUGUGGUUGUGGUGGGUGGAAUCCCCGUGGUCCAGGUUUUUGCCGAAGCCACCUCCUUGUCCGCCAUGCCCUUCAUCUUUGCAAAGUUUGACGGCGUCCUGGGGAUGGGCUACCCCAACGUCGCCAUUGACGGGAUCACUCCAGUGUUUGACCGCAUCAUGUCUCAACAUGUCCUCAAGGAGGAGGUGUUCUCUGUUUACUACAGCAGGGAUCCCCAGCAUUCUCCUGGUGGAGAGCUGGUUCUAGGUGGCACCGACCCAAACUACUACACCGGAACCUUCAAUUAUAUGGAGACCAAGGAGAUGGGCACCUGGGAGGUUGUGAUGAAAGGUGUUUCUGUGGGAACAGAAAUGAUAUUUUGCGAAGAAGGCUGCACAGCUGUGAUCGACACGGGCUCCUCCUACAUCACAGGCCCGGCCUCGUCCGUUUUUGCACUGAUGAAAAGCAUCGGAGCCCAGCUGGAUGAAAGUGGGUACAAAGUCAACUGUGACAUUGUGAAGACGUUGCCAAGUAUUGCUUUUCAUCUCGGUGGCCUCGAGUACUCGCUGACGCAUGAGGAUUAUAUUCUAUGGCAAUCCCAGAUCGAGGGGGACGUCUGCAUUGUUACCUUCAGAGGCUUGGACGUGCCACCGCCUACGGGUCCCGUUUGGAUCCUGGGAGCCAACUUCAUCGCCCGCUACUACACCGAAUUUGAUCGUCGCAGUAAUCGGAUCGGUUUUGCUGUAGCCGUCUGACAAGAUGAUUAAGGACCGCUAUUUGCGACUUCCUGCUAGCGUCGGCACGUCCUCCACAUAUAGCCUGUCGAGGGACCGAUUGUGCUUUGCUUUUUUGUUGCACUCAACACCUUCUAUUUAUGAAGCCUUUGUAAGAAGACAUAUCUGUUUGUCUCGCCUGUAGAUGUUAAACUGAAAUAAAGUUG